Messenger RNA from Pseudophryne corroboree (corroboree frog), 2254 nucleotides. RefSeq names its product abl interactor 2 (gene ABI2). Gene Ontology annotation, cellular component: lamellipodium; actin-based cell projection; SCAR complex. Gene Ontology annotation, molecular function: SH3 domain binding; signaling adaptor activity. NCBI's taxonomy places the organism in Eukaryota, Metazoa, Chordata, Amphibia, Anura, Myobatrachidae. The transcript has 13 exons. Gene Ontology annotation, biological process: neuron migration. The record is from RefSeq and is a predicted model, not a curated record. Bases 339 to 2078 code for a protein of 579 amino acids.
CACGCCCCCUCCUCUACUCUGUGCGCGCAGGUGUGGGGACGCGCACCUUCCCGGCUGACGGGUCAGCCACAGCAGCGGCAGCAGCAGCAUCAGGAGUAGCGGCAUCUGGCUCUGUGCGCGCCCCCUCCGUUCCCUCACUCACGUCCAGCAGCACUAGUCUGUGCGCGCCUCCCACGCCUCCUCUCAGCCUGUGCGCGCCUCCCCCUCAGUGCGCGCCCCCUCGCUCUCCCUCUCCGCAGUGUACAGCAGCGGGCAGCAGUCAGUGUGUGCAGCGGCGGCUGCGGGGCUCCCGGGAGGAGGAGGAGGAUGUGCUGCUGCUGCGGCUGCUGAGAGAGAAGAUGGCGGAGCUGCAGAUGCUGCUGGAGGAGGAGAUUCCCGGCGGCCGACGGGCCCUGCUGGACAGCUACACCAACCUAGAGCGGGUGGCGGACUACUGCGAGAACAACUACAUCCAGUCUGCAGAUAAGCAAAGAGCCCUAGAGGAAACCAAAGCGUAUACAACACAGUCCUUAGCCAGUGUGGCAUAUCUGAUCAACACCUUAGCAAACAAUGUCCUUCAGAUGCUGGAUAUUCAGGCGUCUCAGCUCCGGAGGAUGGAGUCCUCCAUCAACCAUAUAUCACAGACGGUGGAUAUCCACAAAGAAAAAGUUGCAAGAAGAGAGAUCGGAAUUUUAACAACCAACAAAAAUACUUCUAGAACACACAAAAUUAUUGCUCCAGCGAACUUGGAGAGACCAGUCCGUUACAUCCGGAAACCCAUUGACUACACAAUUCUGGAUGACACUGGACAUGGGGUGAAGUGGUUGCUGAGAUUUAAGGUCAGUACCCAGAACAUGAAGAUGGGAGGUCUGCCACGUACUACGCCACCUACUCAGAAGCCACCUAGUCCACCAAUGAGUGGCAAAGGAACUCUUGGGCGACACUCACCCUAUCGCACACUGGAGCCUGUGCGCCCCCCUGUGGUACCAAAUGACUAUGUACCCAGCCCCACACGUAACUCGGCUCCCUCACAGCAACAGAGCCCUGUUAGAACAGCUUCAUUCAACCAGAGGAACCGCACAUACAGCAGUGGCAGUAGUGGCAGCAGUCACCCCAGCAGUCGGAGCAGCAGUCGGGAGAACAGUGGAAGCGGUAGCGUGGGUGUCCCAAUCGCUGUCCCCACUCCGUCGCCACCAAGCGUCUUUCCAGGUACGUCUCCCGCCCCCGCUGGCACCACUCCCAUUCCUGUUACCUCCACACCUGCCCCUGUCCCCCAUGCUCCUGCUACUAGCCCUCCCUCCUCAACUACCCCAGAUGCUGCUGCUGCAGGAGCCCAACCCCCUGCUGAUGGUUUCACCUCUCCAACUCCCCCUGCUGUUUCCUCUGCUCCUUCUUCAGGUCAUCCUGCUCAGUUCUACAGUAUGAACAGGCCCGUGUCUCGGCACACCCCACCAACAAUAGGAGGCUCUCUUCCAUAUCGCCGUCCUCCAUCCAUGACCACACAGCCAACCCUUCAGAACCAGAUCAAUGGAGGCCCAUUUUAUAGCCAAAACCCAGAUAGACCUCCGGUUCUGUUCUGUGGGAUGCUUGUCAGACUGGUAAACAAAAGGGACAUGAAGCAGCCAGCAAUUGCAAGAAAUGUGAGGGUGAGAAAAGUGCUAGUGUCGCCUGCGCCGCCUCCGCCGUCCAUACUGCAGGUGACUCCGCAGCUGCCGCUGAUGGGAUUUGUGGCCAGGGUUCAGGAGAACAUUUCAGAGACUCCACCCCCGCCGCCUCCUGCAGAAGAACCUGUAUUUGAUGAAUCUCCCCCACCGCCGCCACCUCCAGAAGACUAUGAAGAGGAGGAAGCUGCAGUAGUGGAGUACAGUGACCCAUACGCUGAGGAGGACCCUCCUUGGGCACCAAGGACCUAUUUAGAGAAAGUUGUGGCAAUUUAUGACUACUCAAAGGACAAAGAGGACGAGCUCUCCUUCCAGGAAGGUGCCAUCAUCUACGUCAUUAAGAAGAACGACGACGGAUGGUACGAGGGGGUCAUGAAUGGGGUGACGGGGCUUUUCCCGGGCAACUAUGUGGAGUCCAUCAUGCACUACUCUGAAUGAUGACCUGACCGAGCCCAACAACAAACUGUUCCCUGACCACAGCCGCUGGGGCUCCUCCUAUUUACAGGGGUCACUGGGGGUCACAUAAACUGAAAAGGAUCAUUGUCAUUUGAAACCACUUUAUUUUUGUUUAAUUUUUUGUUUUUUUGCCAUUAAAAGAAAUAGUGAUCAAGUGA